AUGGCCGCUCCUAUGGCUUCUCCAGGAUCAGUCCUUGGGACUUCUCUCCUCUUCUUCUCGGGAGCCUUCAUCAUGCGUAGUGCCGGCUGCAGCAUCAACGAUCUCUGGGACCGCAACCUCGACCCCCAUGUUACCAGGACCAAAUUCCGUCCCAUUGCGCGGGGCGCCCUCACUCCUUUCCAAGGACUCGCUUUCACCGGAGCUCAGCUCCUGGCCGGUCUGGGCAUUCUCCUCCAGUUUCCCACCUCCUGUCUCUUCUACGGCAUUCCAAGUCUACUCCUUGUCGCAUCCUACCCCCUUGCCAAGCGGGUUACGUACUACCCGCAGGCCGUGCUGGGACUGACGUUUUCCUGGGGUGCGAUGAUGGGCUUCCCUGCUCUCGGUAUUGACUUGCUCUCCAACAGCGCGGCGUUGACGGCUGCGGCCUGUCUGUACUCCUCGAAUGUCGCCUGGACGAUUCUGUACGACAUGAUCUACGCCCAUAUGGACAUCAAGGACGAUGCCAAGGCGGGUAUCAAGAGUAUUGCUCUGAAGCAUGACGCGGAGACAAAGCAAGUUCUGACUGGGCUGGCCGCGGUUCAGCUCAGUCUUCUUAGUGCUGCUGGCUUCGCCGCAGGUGCUGGCCCAGCAUUCUUCAUCGGCAGCGUCGGCGGAGCGGCAGUGACACUUGGCGUCAUGAUUAAGCGUGUCAACCUGAAGAGCGUCAAGGACUGCUGGUGGUGGUUCAUCAACGGUUGCUGGAUCACCGGCGUUGUUGUCAGCCUAGGUCUCGCCGCCGAUUACACUGUAAGGUAUGUUCGAGACGGAAAGGAGGACGUAGAGGGCCAAAAGCAAUAA
Molecule: messenger RNA, 837 nt
Organism: Colletotrichum spaethianum
Lineage: Eukaryota; Fungi; Ascomycota; Sordariomycetes; Glomerellales; Glomerellaceae
Product: 4-hydroxybenzoate polyprenyltransferase, mitochondrial
Exons: 1
Coding region: 1-837 (278 amino acids)
Biological process (GO): ubiquinone biosynthetic process
Cellular component (GO): mitochondrial inner membrane
Molecular function (GO): 4-hydroxybenzoate polyprenyltransferase activity
Source: RefSeq, a predicted model, not a curated record